UUUGACGUGAACUUACGAUCAACUUAACCAAAAUAUCUAAGCUUUUUAUGCGAUGUGAAUAUCAAUACCCGUGUGAAACGAUAGACGAGUGCGAACCAAUUUAAAUACAAUAGUUUAGAAAUGUGUUGUGUGAUUUGAAACCCGUGAAUUCGACAUCCUGGAUCCCGCAACCUACAGGAAUUCUUUAGGAUUUUGAUAAAAAUGAAAGAAAAGAACUGCUAUAUAGUGUAAGCGCCUACGCGCUUGAAAUGUUUAUAGAGCGAUGGCGGAGUUUCUGCCCCUGUGCGACGUUCUGUUUAAUGUGAUCUCGCUAGCGGGGUAUUUCUGCGACGUCGUAUUUGAUGUAGUGAUGGGAUACGCUUUACUAGAACGCGGGUAUAAAGGGUCAUUUGCAGCAGCCAUAUCGAUUAUCAUCACAUCUCUACUCAUCUCACAGGUGCUGUCCCUAAGAUGGUAUCUUCACGUGUGGUAUGCGAGCGAAGGGCGCAAGGACCGCCCUCCGUGGCUGCCCAUAGUGCUCCAUUGCUUACAACUCGGAGUGUUAUGGCGGUAUGCGAGGCUGUUGGUGCCUGUGGAGUUACAUCGGGUGAAACACCAAGUUAGGGAUCUCUGCAUGCUUAGAUUAGUGCAUGCGUUUUGCGAAGCUGCGCCGAUGUUGCUUCUGCAGUUACACAUCUUGUUGAAAGAGCCGGCGCGGGAGCCCCCCAGCGAGUUGGGGGUCGCGCCCGAGCCCAGCAUCGAUGAACCGGCCGCCAACAAAGCGUUCGCGGAACUAAACGUGAUAUCCGCCUCGCUGUCGAUGUUCUCCGUGUGCUGGGCGCUGGCCAGCUUCAGCAAGAACGUGCGCCUGCAGAAUGUACACCGGCUGGUUUUGACCUGGCUCGGGGUGAUAUUUCAAUUCCUUUGGCGUCUGGGUACGAUAUCAGCAAGGAUUUGCGCCCUCACUGUUUACGCUCUAGUCUACGAAUACUGGGUUUUUCUGGUUAUAGGUCUCCACUGGGUAUCAAUGUUCCUGUGGCUGGUGUCUCCUAAGAGCGUGUUCCACGGCGAGAGGAUCAGCCGCGCGCGCAAGCUGUGGCUGUCCGCGCUCAUCGCCUGCGUCUACGUGUUCGCGUACGUCAAUCUGCAGGAGCGGCAACACCGCACGAAGAUGGUGACGUUCUACGUGGUGAUGUGCGUGGAGAACGCGCUGCUGCUGGCGGCGUGCUGCGCGGCGCGGCGCUGCCCGCCGGCGCGCGCGCUGGCCGCCGCCGCCGCCUUCGGCGCGGGGCUGCUGUGCAUGCUGCUCUACUACAGAUAUUUCCAUGUGCGGAGACUUGGCUACAUGCUGGGAGAACAACAGGGCACAAACAGCACGAAUGCUUCGUCUCAAAACAAAAAUGGCAAACCAUCGCAAACCGAUAACACAGCUAUACCGGGAGUAUUCAACUGCCGAUUCUCAAACCCAGUUAGUAACAGCGCGGCGCUGGGCCGCAAGAAGAAGAAGCCGACGUCGUUCGUGCCGCCGCCCGCCGCCGCCUUCUGGCGCCGCCCGCUGCCCGCCGCGCACCACCACCACGGAGGUUCUUCAGAGAACGAGGGCUCAUCAGUGGGCUCCCGCGUCAACAUCCAGCAGAAACUCCAGGAGAAGAAGCAGAAGCAACUCGCGGAACUGAGAGUCAUCGAGGAAGAAAUCAAACAGGGUAAACUAGCCAAAACCACGCCAGUAGCGGCCGAAGAGAUCUACAGCAGCCUCCAAAGACAGCCCAUACCGCGGGCGAAAACACACGCGGAGCCGCCGGCGUGGCCUAGUAUAGAAAUCACGCACUCCUACCAAAACUACCCAGUCAUACCCCACACAUGCAAUAUCUACCCAACUUAUACAGAAAUCAAACCCGAAUACGGCGUACAAAAUUUCCCCCCCGAAGAUAAUACUACCGAAUUAAAUGAUCUUAAGAUCCGAAGAUUGCCGAACAGAUACGACAACGCCCGAACGUUUUACGAAAACCCGACUAAUGUGAGAAGUGACGUCACAAGGACACCUAUUCGGUCACCGAACUAUUUAGCUAUAGGUGAAACUAGAAGUUAUGACGCGAACGGUUGUGGUAGCCCGCGGAAUGUAAUAAAUAAUAGUCCUAAAAAUUACGCUCCCGAAGUCUCUAAUGACUACGAAGCGGGUAUAGAUAAGCCUAGAUUAGUCCAGAGUAAUAUGUAUACGGAAGAGAGUAGAAAUAUAGAGUAUGGUUAUUGCGAGAACGGGCAGGGUUAUUCUGGGAAGGAUGACUAUUCAGCUUUGCAUAGUGCGUUGGCGAAUGUUCAGAGUAUAGAGAAUAUAAGGAGUACGUAUGAGUGCGGGCAGUAUGGUCAGAAUUGCGAUAGGUUUCCCUACCAGCUGGGGAAGAAGGACCGCAAGAUGCAAAGGUGUCGGACGCCGGAGAUUCUGUUGGCGCCGCAUUAUUUGGAAGGCUGCAGUCGGCAAGUCUGCUGCCAUUGGGGAGCGCCUUACACGAACAGAAAAAAAGAAGACAUGCCAGGGUGUGCAGGCGUGGCGGCCGUGCACAGCAGCGGGGAGGAGUCUCCUCUCGCGCUGAGGGACACUCCGCGACCGCCCAGCGACAUCGAUAGCCAGAUAUCUUUGCCACGGUCGUACACUUUACCGCGAGAGUUCCGCUACUGGCGGCGCCGGCCGAGACUACGAGACACCCAUGUACCUAGCAAUAACAGCAGCGAUGGCGACGUAGACAGCGCAGACAACGACAGCGACCACCGCUCAAACUGUUCAGCGGCUUCUCAGCUGCAAAGCCCUACGUACUCCUUCCAGUACGCACAUAGGCCUGAUAUGGUACCACGGGAAGAGUCGAGAUACAGUGAGGUGUACGCUUGUCCGGACCGAAGGAGGCGAGGAAGAGCUAAGCAAGGGCCUAAACCUGAGACUAAGUUGUAAAAUACGACUUGUUUAAUGGCUGCUAUGCGUACAAUUAGUACUUACGCAACUUCAGUCCUUCAUUUUCUCUCCAGCCCCCGUAGCACGCGCGACGUCGCCAUACUAUCGCUGUUUCGCUUUUUAAAUGACGUGAAACGGGACAGCGAUAGAUUUUCGUGUUACAAAAACGGCGUCGCGCGUGCCAUACUACUGAGGCAGCACGCACACAAACCUAAUAUGGCCUGAUGCCUUUACUGAGAAUGAAAAAUGCACUGUAAAUCUUAGUUGUUCCACGAUGGGGACUAGUGAGAUAGACGGGAAUCACCUUGACAUAAUAUUAUGGUUAAUAGGUACCAAUUCAAAUACCUAUCUGAUAAGAUGCAUUAUCCUCUCGCAAGAACUUAUUUUUAUUGUAAAUUAUAGAUAAGUUAAAACAAUUAUACGUAUUCCGUCCAAAUAAGAAAUACUUAAAUUGGAUCUCUGUUUUUUAGAUAAGUUUAAUGCAAAAAUGUAUAAUAAGAAUUGAUAUAUAAGUGAUCAUGUAAAUGAUUUGUAUUUAACUGUAUCAUAGUGUAAACAUUUAAUACAUAAGGAAAAGGAGAUCGUAAAUAAAACAGACAUAUCAAACUUUUAUUUAUUUAUUAUCUAUAUUCCAAUUGUAAAAGGGGGGGUACCAGUCACUCUAUCAUUCCGUGUCACUACUCCGCUACUGAUCUCAACCAUUUACACAUUUAUAAAGAAAAACGUCAACCGAAAUAGGUUAAAAUUCACAAAUACACAUUUAAUGUUGAUUAAUCCUAGCUUACAACUAGGGGUUCGGAUGCGGCGAGAGAUUCUUAUUCACCGACAAAAUUAAAAAGGAACGUUACUGACAGGCCUAUUCGAUAUCAUCGGACAGGGAUGUCGUCCACAACGCGGCAGUCGAUUAGAGAUCAUCGAAUAUAGACAGGCGUCUCUAAUGUCUCGCGCGUUGCGGGUCAAGUCUCGCCGCACCCGUACCCAGUAACCUAUAGUGUUAGCUCAACCACGGACUUAGCGACGAUUUCGGCCACAAGUUACAAAAACAAACGCUGUGAAGCACCUAACGUAAAAUAAACAGAAGACAACAACUACCGUA
Messenger RNA from Amyelois transitella, 4019 nucleotides. RefSeq lists its product as uncharacterized. Gene Ontology annotation, biological process: apoptotic process involved in development; engulfment of apoptotic cell; phosphatidylserine exposure on apoptotic cell surface. The transcript has 16 exons. Gene Ontology annotation, cellular component: plasma membrane. The record is from RefSeq and is a predicted model, not a curated record. Lineage: Eukaryota; Metazoa; Arthropoda; Insecta; Lepidoptera; Pyralidae. The coding region runs from base 263 to 2923 and encodes 886 amino acids.